Messenger RNA from Hyalella azteca, 3881 nucleotides. RefSeq lists its product as uncharacterized. The coding region runs from base 145 to 2409 and encodes 754 amino acids. Gene Ontology annotation, molecular function: RNA polymerase II cis-regulatory region sequence-specific DNA binding; DNA-binding transcription factor activity, RNA polymerase II-specific. NCBI's taxonomy places the organism in Eukaryota, Metazoa, Arthropoda, Malacostraca, Amphipoda, Hyalellidae. The record is from RefSeq and is a predicted model, not a curated record. The transcript is spliced from 6 exons. Gene Ontology annotation, biological process: regulation of transcription by RNA polymerase II. Gene Ontology annotation, cellular component: nucleus.
AAGCUCAGAUGAAAAUCGAAAUUAAUAAACAAUAAUAUCCAUAAACAAACUAGCUUGUCAAAGUUCUAUUCAUAAUUAAACGUAUGAAACAAAGUAAUGCUGGAAAAUUUUCAUAUGGAGGUUGAACAUUGAAGUUGAGACGAAAUGUCGGAACUGAACCGAAGUCUGACUGAGAUGGAGUGGCUGCCUCGACUGAACGCCAGACGCGCCAUCACCGAGGCCGCGGGCUCCUGGCUGGACGGUUCGAGCUGCUCAUCGUCACAGUGCUUAGAACCGUUGGAACCUAGCGGAAAGGAGGUCGACAAAGAUAGAGCGGAUGAAUUUAUUCAGCCUGCAAAGUCGUAUCCGCCAGAGCUCGCGUCGCAAGCACCGGACUCGUCUACCCCGCCCUCUCCCCCACACAACAGAAAACCUGCCUACAGCUAUGCAACUUUAGUAACGUUCGCAAUUAAGAGUAGCGAGAAGAAAAAGAUGACACUGGCUGACAUUUAUACAUGGAUAACGGAUAACUUCCCGUACUAUAGAGUGGCAACCACGGGGUGGAAGAAUUCGGUUCGCCAUAAUUUGUCGUUAAACAAAUGCUUCCGGAAAGUUGCGCGUACAAAAGACGACCCUGGCAAAGGUUCGUACUGGGCUCUGGACCCUGAUUAUCCCCCUGAAGAUUCAUUCACUAAGAAGAAGAAGACUCCAGUCCAAAGAUAUCAUCCUUUCCACACACCGAUUAAUUCUACGGAUCGACUCGGGCCUUUGAGAUGUCUGUCGUUUCCCUCUUCCCCUGCCUCCGUUUCAGGGCGCACCUCUACACCCCUUAACAGCGUUUCUCCCAACGCAGCAGCCUUGGUGGUCGCGAGCCCGGGGAAUCCAGCCACACCACCUCAACCACUGAAACAUGGAGCUUCAGAUUAUUAUUUUGUAGAACAAACAACUUCAUUGCACAGUUCUCCCAACUCUCAAAAUAAUACUAAUUACAUUGAAGGUGCCAAUAAUGAAACAGUAGGACCUCGGCGAAUGAUGGACUGCAUUGACCAGAAUAGCACGUCAUUGACCGAACAUUGUACGCCAGAAAUUUCAAUAUCCUACGAUUCAUCCCGUGCAAGAAUCAAUGGAGACUAUGAAAACUGUGCCAUUCCGUGCUCCAGUAUACAGUUGCUCGAAAAUAGAACUACCUUGCUGAAAGCAAACACAGAUUCGCUAUCAAACGAGUCCCUUAACUUGAUAUACAACUCUCAGCAGCUGGAAGUUUCUGGCGCUUCACUACCUCCACUCUCCCCGGUUGCUUCAACACAACAGCCAAUCACGAGUAAUUCGCAAUUUACACAAGGCGAAAUGCUUCAGCAUCAAUUUGAAUCAGGACUAUACAAUGGUCAUGCAUACCAACAAUUUCAGCAGCAGCAAGUUGAGCUGCUUUAUAAACAACCAUUUAGUCAAGAACAAACUCAAAAUGAAACUUUCGAACAUCAUUCACAACAGCCCCCUGACCAUCUCCAGUGGCAUAUUUUAGAUCAACAGGAUCAGUUUAAAGAAACAGGCUUUGCUCAACACCUUAAUUCCGAUACAGCAAUGGUAGUAUCAGGCUCAGAAAUUCAAUUUAAAAACUCUGCGCUUGAGAACAUCUCUUUGAACGAUUUUCAACUCCUGAAUGACCUAAACCCCGAACUGCUGAACAAAUACGCGGAUCUUUAUCAUGGGCAAACUUCGAGCGACUCCCUGGGGACCGAAGAAUCUUUGCUCGCUGUACCUCCUAGUGUCGUCUUCAACCCUUCACCUCGCUCCUCUAUUAGUAAUGUUAUUAAGUCUACGAGCUGUAAUACGAGUGCAUCCGAUAAAAUUUCUCCACUACCGACUGAGUUAUCACAUGACAGGUGCGGUUUUAAACCGCCAUCUGAUGACAUCCACAAUUUCAAUCAAGUGUAUGAACGAUCAUCGGCAACUCCCGAUAGGAGCUCACCAAACCUACGGGGUAUAGAUCAAUUCCAAAACUCUGAAAGCCGCCUUAUUCAAUCAUCUCUCGCUAACGGUCCUCGGGUGACUACCUCCAAUGCUUCCUGCUCCAAUUCAGUGACCUCAAACACCAGCUUGUUUUCUUCAAUUGUUACAUCUGCGCAAAUCAAGAGCGAGUUGGACCCUGAUGAUUGUGAGAAUGAAAUUCUAAGUACAAUAGGCCAUAGUUCCGGAGGAACUGUUACCAUCGUAAAACGAAAGCCACAGCCUGCAACCAAUCUGCCUGAACCGUUGGCAAGGCUGUUGUCGCCGUUGACGCCACCUCGUGAAGACGAGUGGACAUGCGAUGACCCAACCAAAAGUGGUCUGAAACUUUCUCCAGACAGCAGUCAUUUGCCUGCGUGUUUUCCUCCCUCGGACGAUGAAGAGAUCACUGACGAUUUCAAUUGGGAUAAAUUGAUUGAUUGAUGACAGCAGUUGAAUUAUUAUUACAUAGAGGUCAGCGUACAGUGCAAAAUCAUUUUCGUUCAAGUUUAUAAAUACUUUCCCUACCAUCGGAAUAGAUCUGAUAACCGUUUGAUUUCGAGAAAAAUUAGUUAUACCUAAUAACUUCUAAAACUAUAUUUCUAGCGGUACGUCAUACCGAAAUCAACAGACGGUUGUUUAGCAAAUGGCAAAUUUUCAUCCUAAUGUACGGUUAAAAGCAAUUCAGCAUGCUGAAGGCAAUGUAGAGCCUUUAACUAAUUUCGUUUCUAUUAACAAUUCGAAGCGGAUUAAUGCGAGCAGUAUUCAUUUGAAGUUAGAAUUUGUUUUUAACCCGUUGGGCGGUUCGUCAAAAAGUCGGCAAUCUCUCAGUCUUAUAUUAGAUAUUGAAUUCUGUAUGAUCGUAUGUAAAUCGGCCUUCUCCACUUUGAAGGAUCUUCCUGUCUUUGACUCGAGGUAUUCACGUACCACACGUUAAUUGUUCACAGUUUUCAAAGAUGCACUUACUUCAAAUAAGAACUCGUAAGGCACUUACGUUCGAAAGUAUACUCGAUAGUUUAAUAUAAAUCCACUUAGAAUCAUAUCAAAAGCUUGUAUUGAAAGCGAUUAUUAUCCAAUAAUUUGGAUUCGAGUUACGACCCUCGUGUAUCUAUUAGAGUCCCAGAUUAUAUUUUUCGAUUGCGGAUAUCCUGAAUACUGAAGGAAAAGGAGUGUUGGCGUUAAUAACAGUUCAAUAAAUUUAAUUUUCCAACUUCCACAAGGACACUGUGGUCAUUAUCGGCUCAAAGCUCGAUUUAGGAGCUUUGAGUGAUCUCAGCGGCUACGGCUGCUGCAUGUAGUGCAUGCUGCAUGGGUUUUGUUGAACGGCUGAGAAUUAAACCGCAAAGUCUGAUAAAAACAAAACUCGAUCAGCUACAAGUAAUUCUUUCGAUUAUAACGGCUCGAAAGGUCUAUCUUUAGCGUGCUAGUUAGUGAAAAUGCUCAUUUUCAUCUAAAUAUUUUCCUUCCCGAACUGCGAACAUCGUGAAUUUUCUCGUGCAUUAUUUGGACACUUGUCAAGUUCUUGUGAAACCCAAAGCUUGGGAGUUUGACUUCAGGUGCAGUCGCGGUAUUAGCGCUAUCAUGCCGAAUGGCGUUCACCUCAGUGGCCUUAUUAGAGUGCACUUAAAUAUCAUAACAGUACAUACAGUACCUAGUGCCUUGUUCCUGAACAGGAUGAAGUAGCAGGUCAACAACAAAGGCUUUUAUACAGCCGAAACAAGUAAUGCUUAUGAGUAAACGUUAAACCCGAAAACGGCUAUGAUUCUAAUCCUCAAGAUUCUGGGUGCUCGAAUCCUCAAAAUGUAGUCUAAACCUAACUAAUCUACGGAGUCGCGUUCCACAGCACUGGAGCUAGCAGAAAGUUUCCAAGGCGACGAGUUCGGUCUCGAAGAGGCUCUCGUGUACCUAGAACCACU